Messenger RNA from Microtus ochrogaster (prairie vole), 1578 nucleotides. RefSeq names its product eukaryotic translation initiation factor 5A2 (gene Eif5a2). NCBI's taxonomy places the organism in Eukaryota, Metazoa, Chordata, Mammalia, Rodentia, Cricetidae. The record is from RefSeq and is a predicted model, not a curated record. Gene Ontology annotation, biological process: positive regulation of translational termination; positive regulation of translational elongation. Gene Ontology annotation, molecular function: translation elongation factor activity; ribosome binding; RNA binding.
AAGGCGUGCUGUGCGGGCCCGAAGUUCCCUCAGAAAAACCACACAUCUCCCCAGCCUACCAUGGCAGACGAAAUUGACUUCACUACUGGAGAUGCAGGGGCUUCCAGCACUUACCCUAUGCAGUGCUCAGCCCUGCGCAAAAACGGCUUCGUGGUGCUCAAAGGACGACCAUGCAAAAUCGUGGAGAUGUCAACUUCCAAGACUGGGAAGCAUGGUCAUGCCAAGGUACACCUUGUUGGAAUUGAUAUUUUCACUGGCAAAAAAUAUGAAGAUAUUUGUCCUUCCACUCACAACAUGGAUGUUCCAAAUAUUAAGAGAAAUGAUUAUCAACUCAUAUGCAUUCAGGAUGGUUACCUUUCCCUGCUAACAGAAACUGGUGAAGUCCGUGAGGAUCUUAAGCUGCCAGAAGGUGAAUUGGGCAAAGAAAUAGAAGGAAAAUACAAUGCAGGUGAAGAUGUGCAGGUAUCUGUCAUGUGUGCCAUGAGUGAAGAAUAUGCUGUGGCCAUAAAGCCCUGCAAAUAGACAGGAUCUUCUACACAAGCAGGGCCGUUAGGUCUGGAUCUAGUUGUCCCAAAGCUAUAGCCUUCAUAAGCAACCUCAUGUUUUAUUCUUGUUAUGUUUCUAUCAUUUUGAAAUUGUGCUGGCUUAGUUUUGCAGGCAGUUAGUAACUUUAAAAGAAUAUAUCAAGGUGUAUAAUUUUAUAAAGUGUCUUUCCUAUAACAUUCCUCUGGUUUCUAGUGUGUGACCAUAAGAAACAGAUACAGUAGCUUCAGUACAUGUCACUCGUCUGACAAAUCACUCCUGGAGUUAAGUGGUUGCCAAACCAGGGUUUUAAAUCAACAAUGUAGCAUCUAGUGGAAUGGAAAUUUUAUGCAUUUAAGUUGAAUUGUUCUUUGCUGAUUUCAGACUUCAUAUCUAGAAUUUACAGAUUAUAAAAUGGAAUUGUCAAAGCUCCAGCCCUGUGUGGCUGACACACUUCCUGAAACUAAACUCAUCAAAAAAUGGCGUUCUCUUGGUGGCCAGGUGUCCCAUGUAGUGCCUGCAUCAUGGCCUCCUUUCCAGACUGGUGACAGACCUAUGCUGUAGUUUAGUCUGUUGUGGUAAUAGGAACUAGAACUGCCAAGAGAAUCUGAGCAAGUCAAACAGUGCUGAAGAAGACCUGGGACAGCGGCCAAGAAGGGGGCGAGACUGUGGGUUUUAUUUAAGACCUCUGUGAUCAGCAUAUGAAAUAGAGUGAACUCUAGUUGUAUUUUUGCUUUUGGCUAUGUCCCCAGCCUGUGCCCUAGAAGGACUGGCCUUACAGGGACUCUGCACGACCUCCAGCCGUUAUUUGUGAGUGUUCAUAAUGUUGGUAAGCCAGCUCUUCCCACUAUUUUUAAAGUAGAUUUAUUUUUGACAUUAGUCUAAAAUUAGGAAUUAAGUUGUUUUUGAAUUCUUGACUUGUAAAUGUAUGUACACUUUUGUAAAGUGGAAUAGAGGUAAACCAUGGAAGAAUUAUUUUAAGUGUCUCUGUAUGUAUAUAUAUAUAUUGUUCUCUUAUGAUUUCUGUUACAGAUAUAAAAUCUAACUAGGAAACGA